AUGCCAAUAGUGAAAGAAAAAACUAUCCAGAAUGAUUUGCAGAACGCAUUUGAAAUCAACUUACGGCGGAAAUCCAGUAGAGCUUUUUCAACACAUCUUGUUAAGGAUAUUAUUUCCCUUCAUGAACAUUUAACCAAGAAUGAAUCAACUGAACAAAAACAACAAACAGCUACUAUUGAAUCCGUCGCAUCGUCUGAGCACAAUCUAGAACAACAGGAAGAUGCGCAAAGCCGUCAUGCAAGAGUUGCAGAAUUUCAACUCCAGAUACGAUCACUUGUAUCCGGAAUUGUUGCCAUGCGUGCGACGAAGAUCAAUGCCAAUGACGAUAGAAUUACUCAAGUAGGUUUAUCCUUUUUCGAAGCCGAUCGCGGUGCUAUGAAUGUUGGGAAGCUUGUGCAGCUCAUGGCCAGUGCACGGAAAACCCUAUCCGAUGAGCGAAAGAAACUUUUGCUAGCUAUGAGACGAUUUAAACGCUAUCAAACGCAAAAUUUCCAGCUUGACAAUCAAAUGCAAGACGUAAGCCUGGAACAGUAUUAUGAGCUGAAGGCGGAAGUCAAUCGCAUCGGAGAAAAACUCGAAGAAACGAACAAGCGUAUGAACAAUUCGAGACAACUGUUUGAAAACGACGUCGCACGAGCAACGCACGUGCGGGAAAAGCUCUUUGAUUCACAAAAUCAGAUCGUCGCCAUCAGGCAGCAGGUUUCCGAGGUUCAACAAGAUUAUUAUUCGUUCAAGAGCGUCCUGUGUGAGCAGCUUCAACGAAAAAAGCAACUACGCAAGAAAAACGAACGCCUCAAACUAAAAAUUCAAUUGAUAAAGCUAAUGCCUUGGUAUAGCCAAACUAAUCAACAGAUCGAACUCACCAAAUCCUUUAUAGAAAAAUUCAACUAA
Messenger RNA from Anopheles marshallii, 891 nucleotides. RefSeq lists its product as uncharacterized. Bases 1 to 891 code for a protein of 296 amino acids. The transcript is spliced from 3 exons. The record is from RefSeq and is a predicted model, not a curated record. NCBI's taxonomy places the organism in Eukaryota, Metazoa, Arthropoda, Insecta, Diptera, Culicidae.